AUGUCUCUUCUAAGUCAACUACCUGCGCCUACGCAGCGUAUUAUUGAUGCGCAAACAGACCUGAUUGCUAAUCCAUCACAUGUUAUUGUGCAUAAGUCGAGUUUACCUCCAUACGGCCAUCGAAAACAUUGGUUCCCGCGUAAUGAAGACGACUUCGGUGAUGGAGGUGCUUUUCCAGAAAUACAUAUGCCUCAGUAUCCUCUUGGAAUGGGGCGACAGAAGAGUUCAUCUAAUGCUCUUGUGAUGAAAACAGACAAAGAUGGUAAAGUUCGGUAUGACGAAUUGGUGCGAGGAGGGCACGCCAAAGACCGGAUUAUUUAUUCGAAAUUCACCGACCUUCUCCCCAAGCCGAUUGAUGAAGAUGAUGAGGAGCUGCAGAAGCCCUCUAAGGAAACCGUCGAAGAGACGACAGAAAAAACGCGAAAGGCUCUUGAAGCCCUUGUUGAACAGAAGGUUGCGGCCUCUUUACCAGUCAGAAAAGCUGAAAGAACAGGCCCCGCUGAGUACAUUAGCUACACACCAGCUCAACAAGGUCCAGCUUUCAAUAGUGGCGCCCAGCAACGUCUUGUACGUAUGGUGGAGGCACAACGUGAUCCAAUGGAACCCCCUAGAUUUAAAAUAAAUCAAAAAAUUCCUCGAGGACCACCGUCACCACCUCCACCACUGAUGCAUUCACCGUCACGAAAGGUGACCGCAAAGGAACAAGCGGAGUGGAAGAUACCACCAUGCAUUUCCAACUGGAAGAAUCCCAGAGGUUACACCAUCCCACUGGAUAAACGUGUCGCCGCUGACGGUCGUGGUCUCCAAACCACUCACAUCAACGAGAAUUUCGCCAAACUGGCGGAAGCUCUUUACACCGCGGAUCGCAAAGCUAGAGAAGCCGUCGAAUUGCGUUCACAAAUCGAGCGAAAAGUUGCCUCUAAAGUGCGUGAACGCAAGGAGGAGCAACUCCAGAAAAUUGCUAUGGAGGCGCGUGCCGCCCGUGCUGGUUUGCGACGCGGAUCGAACGCAGAUGAUGAAUCCGAAGUGGCGAGCAGGGAUCAGAUCCGUCGUGAGCGUGCGCGUGAUCGUGCCCAUGAUCGCAAUCUCAGUCGAGCUGGUGCAGAGGGCAAGGUACGAACUCAGCGGGACAAAGACCGUGAUAUCAGUGAACAGAUUGCUCUGGGGAUGCCGAAUCCACGGCUCAAUGCAAACUCUGAGUCCAUGUUUGACCAGCGUCUGUUCAACCAGUCACGUGGCAUGGAUUCUGGUUUUGCAGGAGGUGAGGAUGAUCUUUACAACAUCUACGACAAGCCCUGGCGUCAGGAGUCCAAUUUCGGUACUCAUAUCUAUCGUCCUCGUCAAACUGAUACUGACACAUACGGCAACGAUCUGGAGGCUGCUGGCAAGCAGAGACAAUUCGUACCGGAUCGUGGAUUUGCGGGAGCUGAUAGGAGCCGCCAUCUCGAAGGUCCUGUGCAGUUUGAGAGGGGUGGAGAAGAUCCAUUUAACGUCAGUACCUUCUUGUUGGAGGCUAAGAAGGCGGACAAGAGACCUGGCGACUCCUCGACCACAUCAAAUCGAGAUACGACGUAUCGAAAACGUGAACGGCGCGAUUAA
Echinococcus granulosus is the source of this 1599-nucleotide messenger RNA. RefSeq names its product SNW domain-containing protein. The coding region runs from base 1 to 1599 and encodes 532 amino acids. Gene Ontology annotation, biological process: mRNA splicing, via spliceosome. The record is from RefSeq and is a predicted model, not a curated record. Lineage: Eukaryota; Metazoa; Platyhelminthes; Cestoda; Cyclophyllidea; Taeniidae. Gene Ontology annotation, cellular component: spliceosomal complex. The transcript is spliced from 5 exons.